Molecule: messenger RNA, 3614 nt
Organism: Anopheles bellator
Lineage: Eukaryota; Metazoa; Arthropoda; Insecta; Diptera; Culicidae
Exons: 6
Coding region: 81-3188 (1035 amino acids)
Molecular function (GO): RNA binding
Source: RefSeq, a predicted model, not a curated record
GACAAAAGAGCGUUUACUUCGUUAGUGAAUAAAAGUAUCAAAAAUAGCAAUAUCUCUAUCGCUUCAUUUUCAAAAUCGUCAUGCAUUCCGGCACAAACAUGUAUUAUGUGGGUAACAUUCCCAAAACAGCUUCGGAUAAGGAAGUGCUAGGGGCAUUGGCCAACUACGGGGAUGUAGCUAGCUUUGAGUUCCGGCUGGAGCAGUGCAACUAUUGUCCUAGUAAAGUGGCCUACGUUGGUUUAAAAAAAGAACUAACUGAAGAGCAGGUUGUGGAAUUGAAUCGUAUAAAACUUCUCGACAAGCGCUUGCUUGUGGCAAGUGCAAAUGAAGAACCGGUGUUCUCUCCGCAGAUGUCAGUCGUGAUACGGUAUCUCAAUGAGCACAUAACGGAGGAGGAUGUUUACAAUUUCUGCAGAGGUUUUAGUCCUGACGCAAUUGUACAAAAACCAGCCAAUUCCUACGCGUACGUACAGUUUAAGAAACGUGAACAUGUUAACUAUAUGAGCACAAUGACACGACCGAUGGAAGGUGUCGACUUGUAUGUCGUUCCGGUGAAACGGAAAAUAGGUAUGUUCCUCGAGAAACUGAAACCUGUACCGUAUGAAAAUAUCAAGCAAAAAUGCGACAAACUGGGACUCUUCUAUAGCCCGGCAGCAGAGAAUGAAACAACGUUGCUAAUAGCGAAUAUUCCGCGCGACACUGAAGAAGAUGAGUUAUUGGAGUUUUUGGGAAAAUUCGGAAAAAUCGUGGAUUGGGAACUGCAGAAAUCAGCCAGCUGCGUCCUCACGAACAUCGGAUUUGUAACGUAUCAAUAUGCAAAAACUGCCCGCAUCGUGUAUUUGUGCAGCCCGCUCUGCUUUCAAGGCGUUGGUUUGGAUGUUUACAAUCAUAAGCUGCAGUACAGCUCGGACAAAACGACGUCAACCUUCAUCCUUAAACAUACAAGUGUUUAUCUUACAACCGAUGAAAUAUUCGAAGUUUUUUCCAACUGUGGUGUGGUGGAAUUCAUACAACGCUUGGACACGGUAAACUACCACACAAUUGUUCGAAUGGACUCUAAACAGUCUGUCGAUAAAGCGUUGAAAGUUCGCUUUAUCGAGGGAGAAAGCAUCUUCACCUGUUGGUAUACCGCCAACCAGUAUAAUACACCGUUGGAUAUACCUAUCGAAGAGGAUAACGAAAAGCCCAGAAAACGAAUGCAGAAGGAGUUGUUACUGUCGAAAAUUAUCGAAACCGAAGAUCAACGAAAUGCAUACGUGUUGCUAACGGAGCCAAAUCCGAACUACACCAACCCAAACCCAAUUUUCUACCGGUGUGAGGUGCAAGUUUGGAACUAUCCACCAAACACGGUAUUGGCACAGUUUCGGGAGCGCUUCAGGAGCUACGGUACCGUAAUCAACACGCGAGAAGUUAAAGAAUUCGCCGACUCGCCAAUCAGUGUCGUAUAUGUGAGCUUCGAAACCAAGUUGGAAGCCAAGCGCGUCUGCAAGCUAAACCAAUCAUUUAUGGGCUUGCAACGGUUGCUCAUUUUGCGGGCGGAUGAAAAUAUCAUUCACUAUCCUGAAGUUUGCGUGAAAGUAAGUAAUCUGACAGACGAAAUUACUUGCGAGGAUAUUCACGAUCGAUUCAGCAUGGUCGACAAAGUGAAGUACGUCUUCCGGCCCAAGAUUGAUGAAGCGAUCGUAUGUUUCGUUGACGGUAGCAAACAUGAAAAAGCGCUUAAGGUUCUGUGCAUAGGUCGUUUCGUGGUUUCGGUGGGUCCUCUGGUUCCUCAAAUGCCUAACAUCGGAGGUGUAAUUUCGAUGUACCCAUUACCUACCAAUCAUACCGUGCCAGAUGCGAAUUUUGCGUGGAACUCCAGUAUGGCUGGUAUGGGGUCCGUUCCAACAGCAACGCCAAACAUGACAAGCGAAUCUGGAAACGGACUUGGCCAGAGCGUUCCAUUGCCUGUUCCGGCACCCGCAGUUCUAGCUGGCCCGGUUCCGAUUCUGCAUCCGAUGGGAGUACCAGUAGCGCCCAUUAUUCCGAUGGGUGGUCUCUCUUGUGGACCGAUGUACGUUGACCGACCGUUAAACAUGAGUGGUACUCCUAUAACACCUUUAAUGCGACGUUUAAUGCAGCAUGUUGAAGCUGCACUAACUAGAUUUGGAAACUUUACCUCUUGGCCAAUGAUGGCCCAGUUCAAUUUGGUGCAUGGUAUCAUGCGCCAGUGCCUACAGAAUCCAUCGUUUCUGUCGCUAGAUCAAGAUGGAAAGAUUCGUUACCUAAUAGGAGGUCAAAACGGGUUUAAUUAUGUAAAUCUAUGGACGCUCUGUACAUACCCGGAACAAUUGGUAAUGUUGAGAGUAAUUCACCGAUAUUACACUGUAGUGAACCCGGGCGUUAUACAAACAUCGAAUAACCCAUCGGAAAUGCAAAAUCAAAUACAAAUUGAAACGAAUGCUGAUUCAGCAGAGACUCAAAAUCUACAAGAGAUUACAACGGAUGCACCACUAGCAACUAGCACUAAUUCUGGGACUAAUGAACCAAAUCUGACGGAGGUUGGAAAAAAGUCAUCAACUAUCGUAAUAGAGGAUUCUGACGACGACAUACCUCCGGCGCCGUCUCCUCCGCCCAUUUCGUUCCGUUCGCGGUCGCCUUCCCCUGAUCCUAAACAAAAAUCGCGGAAAGGAUCUAACCGCAACUGUGAAGACUUGCGACGUCUGGUAAUCCACAUUUCCAAUAUACCGAACGCUCUGGACGAUCGGAAUCUAAAGGACGUUUUCAACAAGUACGGCGUGAUAAAAUCAAUAACGACGCCUAAACAGCGUCCCUCGUCGGUGGUAGCGAACACCAGGACCGUUUUGAUAACAUUUGCAACAAUACACCAAGCUACACGAGCAUUGGAAGCAAAUCUAACCAUGCUAAUGGGGCACUUGAUAAAAGUAAGCAGACACAAAGAGCCACUUUCACCGCGUCCUGGAUAUGCUAUUUCAGUAACUUGCCCAGAUCAAACAAUCUUUUCGGAAGUAGCCAUCUUCGACACCUUCAAAAGCUGCGGUGAUGUGCGGUUCAUUUGGACGCGCAAGGAAAAUGGCAAGCAAACUUGUCUGAUCGACUACAACAAGACUGAAUCGGUGGCAACGGCGCUUAAAAUCACAUACCUGCAUAGCGGCGGUCGGUGUCGGGCCGUUGCAAUUCAGGGUUAAUAAGUUUGACGAUAGGAAACUAGCCGCCAGUAGUAGUUUCAAUAAAAAAUGUAUAAAUCCGUAACAUAAUUUAAUUACUUGCCCUGAGAAAGAACGUCCUGGACAUCCUGACAGGAUGUCGUCAUCGGUUUAUUUUUAAGACAAAAAAAACAUUGCUAGAUAGUACUCUGAUGGUAGGUAAUAACCUGAUGGUAACCUACACCUGAAACUGAAUAGUGAGUUUCUGAAACAUAGAAAAUCGUCUGAAAACUUAACGAACAGCUCAACCCUAACCAGUGGACAAAGAGGACUAAAACAAGAAAAGUGAGUUCUACAGACGAGUUUGAUUGAAUCAUGGUUCAAAUCAAGGAAAGAAUUUAUUACUUUAAGGUAAACUUAAGCACAAAAAGUGGAAAUAGCAAAAGAACGUUAAUAGCCGCUGCAAGG